AUGCCCAUUCACCAAGUCGUUAAAGCCCUCCCUCGCGCGCAAUUCCUCACGCAGAAGAAGGCGCCUCACACUCGGACAAUUUCACGAAUCAAGGCUUUGGAGGAAUUCGUUGCAGGCACCUGCACGCUCGUGCAUGUUAAUGGACACAGGCCUGAAAAGACCUUUGUUCGUGUGGAGCGCCCUCAAGAGCGGUACUUUGUCACCGGCUCCCUCGAGUCACUGCCCGUUCGCGGAUUACUCCAGCAAACACGUCGAUUGGUGUCGGAAGCCACCAACGGCUCAAAUGUGGAUUGGAUCAAUCGGCCGACGUGGCUACCACCGGAAUUCGAGUGGACGAGCCCAGAACAUAUGACCAAGACUAAUUUGCUCGAGUUGAGCCACAUGUGUCUGGAACAGAUCUUUUCUCCCAACUACUGUGGCCCUGUGCAGUUUGCGAAUGGACGCGUAGAGUUUUUAGCUCAUUAG
Molecule: messenger RNA, 465 nt
Organism: Aphanomyces astaci
Lineage: Eukaryota; Oomycota; Saprolegniomycetes; Saprolegniales; Verrucalvaceae
Exons: 4
Coding region: 1-465 (154 amino acids)
Source: RefSeq, a predicted model, not a curated record